CCCCGCUCCACUACUGUGUGCUUAGUCAGUCCACCUCAGGUUACCAUAGUGACCACAGGUGGCGUUCUACACCAGUUUCAGUGUGUGUGUGUGUGUUCGUGUGCGGCUUUGAACGCAGCCCCUGUGCGGCUCGGGAGCAGAAACGACCCCGCUGUGGAGCUCACAGACACGCGGAGAGGGCACGAGAUCUCCCUCGCGCUUCAGUUCUGCUCUCCUCAAAGCCCGCGUUGCCAUUUUCUUCAAAAGCGCCGCAGAGGAGGAGCAGCGCGAGCGAUUCAGCAUGCUGAUGACCCGAUGGCUGCCGUGGAAGAUCUAAGUCCACCGAGAGCACAUAGUGAAGCUCUCUUACUCACUCUAUACCCCCUACCAUCUACCAUCUACGCAUUAGAGUAGAUCCGAUCAGUCUUCCCCUCCUCAGUAACCCCCCCCCCCCCCCGGGAAGUAUGCCUGGAUGGAGAGCCCAGUGUCACCUGGUGCUGCUCAACCUGCUGGCCUGUGGCCUGGAGAUCUGCGUGGCAGCUGGGAUCACCUACGUGCCACCGCUGCUGCUGGAGGCUGGCAUAGAGGAGAAGUACAUGACCAUGGUGCUAGGUAUUGGUCCAGUUCUAGGCCUCGUCUUCAUCCCUCUCAUUGGUUCAGCCAGUGACCGGUGUAGCAGUAGCUAUGGACGACGGCGACCCUUCAUCUGGCUGCUGUCUCUGGGUGUGCUCAUGGCCAUGGUCAUCAUCCCUCAUACCGACAACCUGGCCACCCUUCUGAACUGGGGUGGAAUCACCCAUCCUAACCAGCCCCUCCAGGUGGGUCUGCUCAUCUUGGGCGUGGUGCUGCUGGACUUCUGUAGCCAAGUGUGCUUCACGCCGCUGGAGGCACUUCUGUCAGACCUGUACGGCGGGCGCGAGGAGUGCGCCCGUGCGUUUGCUACCUUCUCCUUCAUGGCGAGUCUGGGUUCGUGCAUCGGAUACCUCCUGGCCUUGCUUGACUGGAGCUCUGGUCCACUUGCCCAAUACCUGGGCGGACAAGCCAAAGGACUCUUCACCUCCCUUAUUCUUAUCUUUGUUUGUUGCGUGCUGGUCACCAUGAAAGCGUCUGAGGAGAAAGACGACUCGGAUUCCUGGGCCGGAUGCCUGUCCUUGUGCUAUACGCCUAAGAGACGGUUAAAGAUCUGCCUGCCAAGGGCAGGUUCUCUAAUAUGUGUGCUCAGGAGCUGCUGGUCAGUUACACCAGCCAUCUUCAGCAGCUACUGCCAUGUGCCGUACGUCAUGAGGCGUCUCUGCGCUGCUCAGCUGAGCAGCUGGAUGGCUAUUGUGAGCUUCAUGCUUUUCUACACAGACUUUGUCGGAGAGGGACUUUACCAAGGAGUGCCGAGUGCGGCGCCAGGCACAGUGUCCAGGCAGCAAUACGAUGAAGGGAUCCGUAUGGGCAGCCUGGGGCUAUUCCUACAGUGUGCUACCUCAACCUUCUUCUCACUAAUCAUGAACCGGCUGGUGUGUACCUUCGGCUCCAGGAAGGUCUUCUUGUUUAGCAUGGUAUCUUUCACCCUCUCAGCGCUAGUCAUCUGCCUGUCGAAGAGUGUCCUGUUGGUCACGGGGAUGUCAGCCCUUACCGGCUUUGCUUUUGCCACCUUACAGACUCUGCCAUACACACUUACCUGCCACUAUCACCAAGAGAAGGAGGUCUAUAUGGCGGCCCGCAAAACCAAAAAGAACAGGAUCUCCACCGAAAUCGUGCGCCUUACCUUGAACGAAGACACGAGCGAUCUGAACCAUAACGGCCACGCCCACUACAACCAGGAUGACCUGGAAUAUUACCCGCCUCAGCACAGUCAGAACGCCACACAGGUCGAUCACGGAUCAGACGCUUACGACAAACGUGGCGUGGGCUUGGACUUUGCCAUCCUUGAUAGCACCUUCUUGCUCUCUCAGGUCUUCCCGUCUCUGUUCAUGGGCAUGAUUGUCCAGUUCACUCAAUCUGUCACUGCCUACAUCGCUUCUUCUGCCAUUUUCGGGGCAGUCAGUGUAUAUUUUGCCACACGUGUCAUCUUCGAACAGAAGGAUCUUGAAAACUAGGAGAAAACCCUAAAUGUGAAACAGCGGUUGAUUCUUUUCAAGGCUACUUUCCAGGAAGUAAACAGCUUCUCGCGACACAGAUUCAGACGAGCUAGUAGAACACCAAAACCCGAACUGGAAGAAAAAAAAAAAAAAAAACACUACCACCACAGUAAUAAAUCUGUAGUCAUUCUGUGUGAUGACCUGCUGUUCUUCUUUUUCCUGUCUGCCCACACAAUAACAUCCUGCCUGUCUCAUCAUCCUUCCUGUCACUCAUUUUCUCCACUCGUUGGUCCAGAUCACAGUUUAUUUAAUGUUAAUUUAACUGUUUAAUAUUCUUUUCUUUGCACUAAUGGCAUGUCUUAUAAACACCGUCCUUGCUCUCAGUUACUGACUCUACAUAUCUUUUUUUUUUUUUUUUGGUAUUUAUCCUCAGUGCAGGCCUGUAUGGUUCUACAUUGCUGUGAAGAUGACUUCACACCGCUCUCAGGCUUUUUUGUUCACUCAUAUCAUCAUCACCAAAAAAAAAACAGACAUCUACACAACUUGGACCAACAGUUGCAUCAACAGAGAUGCAAUGUGUCAUGCCAAGCCUUUAUGUCAUAUAAAGAUUAAAAAGAAAUAUUACUGUA
Messenger RNA from Clarias gariepinus (North African catfish), 2677 nucleotides. RefSeq names its product solute carrier family 45 member 3. Bases 444 to 2066 code for a protein of 540 amino acids. The record is from RefSeq and is a predicted model, not a curated record. Gene Ontology annotation, molecular function: sucrose:proton symporter activity. The transcript has 5 exons. Gene Ontology annotation, cellular component: membrane. NCBI's taxonomy places the organism in Eukaryota, Metazoa, Chordata, Actinopteri, Siluriformes, Clariidae.